This is a messenger RNA of Funneliformis caledonium, 1245 nucleotides long. The record is from the annotation of a GenBank genome assembly. Lineage: Eukaryota; Fungi; Glomeromycota; Glomeromycetes; Glomerales; Glomeraceae.
AUGUGUCGUCACAGUCGUCACUCGUCACACAUAUCCAUUUGGUGCAUCCCAGGGUUGUACAAUGAUCACGAUGUCGAAAAUCUUCAUUAUGAAGAAUACUGGACAAACACCAGCGUUGAGGACUGGUCGAUCGAAUCAUUUGAUGUUCAUUGGAUCCAACAAAAUCCACGUCUGCACCAUAGGUCAGCUCAAGUUCACGCUUCACUAGGUAAUGAGUUAAGUAUACUCGCUAGGAGAUCAGAUCAAAGGAUAGCGGAUAAAGCACAAUCGUUACAAAAACAACUAAAGAGUGACAACAUACAUAAUGGAGAAACAAGCAAGGAUAACAGCGAGCAUGAAGAGAGCGAAACUCUGGUUAAAAAUCUUCUCGAUGAACUACAACAGUGCUCUGAGAAAACGGAUAAUUUAAUACACAGUUUUCAAAAGUACUGUAGUGAUUCUGUUAAUGAAUUUACCCGGAAUGAAAUUAUGGACCUAACCCCGUCUUCAGAGUUUGUUCUAAGAUAUACGGAUGAGGAUGACUACAUUCAAGUUCUAAAAGAGACCUUUGAGCCUGUCGAUGAGUUGUUUCCGGAAAGAGCGUUCGAAUUUCUUGAUGACUUUUUUUCAGAGAAUUAUACCCAUCAACAAUGGGAUAACAAGCUGGAGAGUUUGUUGGAACCGGAGGAAGAUCCAUUUUUGAAAAAGUUGAAGAGACUUUUAUUUGAGACAUUGCCUGCCUUGCAAAACCAUGAUAUGCUGGAAGAUGAAUUUAUGAAUACGUACAUCCAUCCUGUUCUAAAGAAGGCAAUGUGCAGGUUUUCGGAUAUUCGUUAUAUACCGGGAAACAAAGCUAUUCAAGCAUCUGCGUAUAGGAAGUCGAUAACGAAACAAGAAGGAAAUGCAGACCGCUCAGAUGGGAUUGCGUACACAAACACCGAAAAAUCAUAUGAAAUUUGUGUAGUAGAGGGUUCCAGGCCAUAUGUUGUUGAUGACACAAAGGAAAUGUCUGAUUAUGUUCAGAAUGCGCGAGCUGGAAAAGAUAUAAUAAACUAUACUGUUGUAUCCGAAGUCAAGUUGAAACGAGCACCGCCCCUGCAAUUCAAAGCCUAUAUGGUUCAGAGCAUUGGAUUAAGUCUUCGAUUUUACUUCAUGGACUAUUUGGGAACAUAUCGGCUUUUUGAAAUUGAAACGUGCGAAAUUCCAACGGAUAUAGAAGGUGUCAAUUUAUUCACAUCUUUUUUUAAGGCAGUUGUGACUUGGGCG